UUCGUUUCAGGCCAUGCAAGACAUGCUGAAAUUCCAAUCGGGCGACAUGACAAUCGAGUGGAGUUACAUUCCCAGCAAAGAUAUACCGGGCGUCAUCCUGCACGACAGGCUGAUGACCGACGCAGCUCUGGGCACGAGGCCCAUCAAAACAGAACACUCGUACAGUUUGGCCUCGGACGGCGACAGUUUACCAGAUUCUCCUAUAUCGCACCAUAAGGUCGACGACAUGGAAGAAGAAUGUUUUCCCGCCAUCUCGAUGAAAACGGCGUGCGACCGACUGGAACAGGACUCCGUGUCCAUCAAAGACGAGCCGCACAGCGAGACAGACAGCAACCACUCCUCCUGCCCCUCUUCCCCCCAGUCCAUAUACGUCAAUGCCAGCGAUAUGCCUCUGGAUGUCGAAAUGUCCCCCGCCCCGGACAGCCACCCCGCCCUGCUCACCGCCAACCUGUUGCUGGCCGCCCCGUUGGCCGCCCUGCCGCGCCUCCAGCCCGCCCUCCGCCUCGAGCCGUUCCCGCGGCUGCCGCCCACGCCGCCCUCGGGCAGCAGCAGCAGCGAGGAGAGCGAGGACUGCGCCGCCCCCAACAGGAAGGCCGCCCGCGCGAUCGCGGCGACGAGGCAGCCCAUCAACACUCCGCUGAUCAGUACGCAGCUGAAGGGAUCCACGGGCACCUUGAUCCUAACGGAAGAGGAAAAGAGGACGCUCAUCGCUGAAGGUUACCCAGUUCCUACCCGCCUACCACUCACAAAAGCAGAAGAAAAAUCUCUCAAGAAGAUCCGAAGGAAAAUCAAAAAUAAGAUUUCUGCUCAGGAGAGCAGGAGGAAAAAGAAGGAGUACAUGGACCAGCUGGAGAAAAAAGUGGAACACCUGGUGACAGAGAACAACAACUACCGGGUGAAGAUCUCCGGCUUGGAGGACUCGAACACCAGCCUGCUGAGCCAGCUGCAGAAGCUGCAGGCCAUCGUCUCGAGGACGCACCCGCAGCUCAUGAAGCAGCUCAAACAGAUCAACUGA
Phaedon cochleariae (mustard beetle) is the source of this 1015-nucleotide messenger RNA. Lineage: Eukaryota; Metazoa; Arthropoda; Insecta; Coleoptera; Chrysomelidae. The record is from the annotation of a GenBank genome assembly.